AUCAACAUGAUGGAUGUUCUACAGAUCGAGCCAAUUGACAUCGAACUACCGAAUGAUACGAUUGUCGGCGAUGUCAUUGGCAUCGACGAGGUGACUUUGGCCGAAGAACAAGCUGCAUCAAGUGCACACAUCAAUGAAUCGACCAAUCAGGUGGCAGAAUGCAUUGAUUUGAUCUGUGACGAUGUCGAACCAUCACCAGAAGUUGACAGCGAUCAAACUGAGCGAAAUGCUGUGCGACAAGGAGGAAACCAGCGACGAAAGAGGAAAAUUGUUGAUGCAACGACGUCGGAUGGCGGUGCGAAGAAGAGACGAAAAACACUGAAAACCAUUCCGGAAUCGAAUUCAGAAGUGGCAUUGAUUGACCUGACAUUGAACGACAUUGAGGGUUCUGAACAAACGAGCAGUAUGAGCAGUCAACCAGUUCAAGAGGACGGUGCUGGCUCGAACGGAGUUAAAAAACCAAGCGCAUCGACAUCGAACGCGAAACAGGUGGCAAAGAAGAAGGGUGGUGUUGGAAAAAGCGAAGGUGAAUGCGGAUCGAAGGGACAUAAGUGCGCAUUUUGUGGGUACACAGCCCCAAGUGAAUCGCACCUUGUCAUACACACGCGCAUUCACACCGGCGACAAACCAUUCAAAUGCGAAAUGUGUGCGAGAGAAUUUGCUCAAAAGAAUUAUCUCAGAAGCCACAUGAGGACCCACGCGAAUGACUUCCCGUUCCAUUGCUCGAUUUGUCGACAAGGAUUCAAG
Messenger RNA from Sitodiplosis mosellana (orange wheat blossom midge), 747 nucleotides. Its product is annotated as zinc finger protein 37 homolog. Gene Ontology annotation, cellular component: nucleus. Gene Ontology annotation, molecular function: RNA polymerase II cis-regulatory region sequence-specific DNA binding; DNA-binding transcription factor activity. Gene Ontology annotation, biological process: regulation of transcription by RNA polymerase II. The annotation marks the transcript as partial. The record is from RefSeq and is a predicted model, not a curated record. NCBI's taxonomy places the organism in Eukaryota, Metazoa, Arthropoda, Insecta, Diptera, Cecidomyiidae. The transcript has 2 exons.